UUGACCUUGCAAGGAAGGAAACCUACCAAUUAUGGGCUGCCAUGUAAUCAAUCCUCUGCAACUUACCACAUAUAUUCUAGGCUCUAAGGCAAUCAAUAAACCACACGACAAACUGUCUUUUCUAUCUAAUUAACUUACGUCACGCCACCACGUUCUUCCCUGCUAACCUACUCCUCCUCUUCCCUUUCUCCAUAUAAAGUCUGAUGCAUACAUUAUCAUCAUAUGACCACCUCUGCCACCCUCUUCAAAUUAAUGUUCUAAGCUAUUGAAUUGUUAGUGGCUGAUUGAUCAAUAAUCAUGCCAAAGGUUGUUGAGACACAGUCCAUGUUGCUUCAACUUAUACUGGUGUUCGUCAUCUUCUUGGGCUUUGUCAAGAAUGGAAAUGCUGGGAUAACGAGCGCUUUCAUUCGGUCAGAAUGGCCAUCUAUUGACAUCCCUCUUGAUAAUGAAGUAUUUGCAGUCCCAAAGGGUUAUAAUGCACCACAACAAGUACAUAUAACCCAAGGUGACUACAAUGGAAAGGCUGUAAUUAUCUCGUGGGUGACACCUGAUGAACCAGGCACCAACAAAGUGCAAUAUGGUGUGUCAAAGAAGAAAUAUGAUUUUACUGCAGAGGGGACAGUGAAAAAUUAUACCUUUUACAAUUACAAGUCUGGCUACAUUCAUCAGUGCCUUGUUGAUGGCCUUGAGUAUGAGACCAAGUACUACUACAAGAUUGGCAGCGGUGAUUCUUCUCGAGAAUUCUGGUUCCAAACACCUCCAAAGAUCAAUCCAGAUACUCCUUACAAGUUUGGAAUAAUUGGUGACUUGGGACAGACAUAUAAUUCCCUGUCUACACUUGAGCAUUACAUGCAGAGUGGAGCUCAAGCGGUAUUAUUUGUUGGAGAUCUUGCUUAUGCUGAUAGAUAUAAAUACAAUGAUGUUGGUAUACGGUGGGAUAGCUGGGGUCGUUUUGUUGAGCGCAGUGCAGCAUAUCAGCCAUGGAUGUGGUCUGCUGGAAAUCAUGAAAUAGAGUACAUGCCUUACAUGGGAGAAGUUAUUCCUUUCAAAUCUUAUCUUAAUCGAUACCCUACUCCUCAUUUAGCCUCCAAAAGCAGCAGCCCUUUCUGGUAUGCCAUCAGACGUGCAUCUGCUCAUAUAAUUGUGCUGUCCAGCUAUUCUUCUUUCGUGAAAUAUACCCCUCAGUGGGAAUGGCUCAGAGAAGAACUUAAAAGGGUUGACAGGGAGAAGACACCUUGGCUCAUUGUUCUUAUGCAUAUCCCCAUCUACAACAGUAACGAAGCACACUUCAUGGAAGGUGAAAGUAUGCGGGCAGUCUUUGAGAAGUGGUUUGUUCGUUACAAAGUUGAUGUAGUUUUUGCUGGGCAUGUCCAUGCUUAUGAAAGAUCAUAUCGAGUCUCAAACAUACACUACAAUGUAUCUAGUGGUGACCGUUUUCCAGCAGCAGAUGAAUCUGCCCCUGUCUACAUUACUGUCGGAGAUGGAGGAAAUCAAGAAGGUCUUGCCGGAAGGUUUAGAGAUCCACAACCAGAUUACUCGGCAUUCAGAGAAGCCAGUUAUGGGCACUCCACAUUGGAGAUAAAGAACAGGACACAUGCAAUCUACCAUUGGAACCGCAAUGAUGAUGGGAAAAAAGUGCCAACUGAUGCAUUUGUCUUACACAACCAGUACUGGGGAAGAAAUCUGAGAAGAAAGAAAUUGACGCAGCAUCAUUUGAGGACUGUUGUUGGCUGGGUUUCAAGUUACUGACAAUAUUUCAAGAACUCCGGAAGUUAUCUCCAGAUGUAUUCGGCAAGAUUGAUGGAAAUGGAAUGUUAGUUAAUCAAGCAUUCUGAAUGGAGAUUCAUUUUGAUCCUGCAAUUGUAAUGGUUCCUCAACAAAAGCACAUGGAUAAUGCCUGUCCUGUCAGUGCAAUAUCCUGUCCCAUAAAUGCACAGAAUCCAGUGAAAUGAUCAAGGUGUGCAGAUUAUGCUA
Messenger RNA from Populus trichocarpa (black cottonwood), 1974 nucleotides. RefSeq names its product bifunctional purple acid phosphatase 26. Gene Ontology annotation, molecular function: protein binding; metal ion binding; acid phosphatase activity. The transcript has 10 exons. Lineage: Eukaryota; Viridiplantae; Streptophyta; Magnoliopsida; Malpighiales; Salicaceae. The record is from RefSeq and is a predicted model, not a curated record. The coding region runs from base 298 to 1749 and encodes 483 amino acids.